This is a messenger RNA of Sporothrix brasiliensis 5110, 1161 nucleotides long. Its product is annotated as RTA1 domain protein. The transcript has a single exon. The record is from RefSeq and is a predicted model, not a curated record. Gene Ontology annotation, cellular component: membrane. NCBI's taxonomy places the organism in Eukaryota, Fungi, Ascomycota, Sordariomycetes, Ophiostomatales, Ophiostomataceae. The coding region runs from base 1 to 1161 and encodes 386 amino acids.
AUGUCCGCCACACCUUCGCCAACAGUCGCCUCGACGGCCUCCUCCACAUCCGCAUCCGCAUCGCCUUCCUGCACAACCGCCGUCCCCGGCAAGUACGGCUACGUGCCCAUCGACGCCUGCAACUCCUACUACAACUUCGACCCCGGCUUCGCCCCCGCCGUCGCCACCGCCGCCAUCUUCGGCCUCCUCACCCUCACCCACCUCGUCCAGGCCAUCGUCUACAAGAAGCGCUAUGCCUGGGUCAUCGUCAUGGCCGCCUCCUGGGAAACCCUUGCGUUCGUGCUGCACGCCCUCGGCGCUCACGACCAGCAGAACGCGGCCUAUUCCACGGCCUACACGCUGCUGUUCCUGCUCGCCCCGCUCUGGAUCAACGGCUUCGUCUACAUGUCCUUUGCGCGCACCGUCUAUUGCUACGAGCCCGACCACACCGUAUGGAAGAUCAAGGCCGUCGGCAUGAGCAAGAUCUUUGUCUGGGCCGACGUCGUCACCUUUAUCAUCCAGGCCGCCGGCGGCGUCAUGAUCACGCCCGGCGCCUCGGCCAGCGUCAUCAAGAUCGGCAUCGACAUCUACAUGGCCGGCCUCGGCUGCCAGGAGUUUUGCAUUCUCGUCUUUGUCGGCCUCAUGGUCGUCUUCCAGCGCGACUGCCUGCGCCUGGAGCGCCUCGGCGUCGAGGCGCCCGCCGGCGUCCUGCGCGGCUGGCGCGGCAUGCUCUACACGCUCUACGUCGUCCUGGGCCUCAUCUCCUUCCGCCUCUUUUACCGCAUUGCCGAGUUCGCCGGCGGCAUCCAGCCCUCCAACCCCGUGCCCUUCCACGAGGCCUACGCCUACUUUCUCGACGCCUUCCCCAUGGCCCUGUGCCUCGUCCUCCUCGCCCUCAUGCACCCCGGCCGUCUCCUGCGCGGGCCCAACGCCGACCUCCCCCGCAUCUCGCGCAAGGAGCGCAAGGCCGCCAAGGCCGCCAAGAAGGCCGCGCGGAAGGACGAGAAGGCCCAGCGCAAGGCCGAGAAGCAGCAGCUGGGCACCGGCAAGGGCCACGUCGAGCUGCAGCAGAUGGUGCCACAGGGCCCGCCGCAGCAGGCCUACCAGGGCUACCAGGGCUACCACGAGCAGAACGACAACAGCAGCUCCGAGAGCGUGCACAUUCCUUCUCACUAUGUGUGA